Messenger RNA from Cyprinus carpio (common carp), 822 nucleotides. RefSeq names its product probable helicase senataxin. Gene Ontology annotation, molecular function: transcription termination site sequence-specific DNA binding. The transcript has 2 exons. NCBI's taxonomy places the organism in Eukaryota, Metazoa, Chordata, Actinopteri, Cypriniformes, Cyprinidae. The coding region runs from base 9 to 563 and encodes 184 amino acids. The record is from RefSeq and is a predicted model, not a curated record. Gene Ontology annotation, cellular component: nuclear body. Gene Ontology annotation, biological process: termination of RNA polymerase II transcription.
GGCAGAGAAUGAACGUAACCAUAACCAGAGCCAAAUUUAGUCUCUUCAUACUGGGACAUCUAAGCACACUCGGGGAACAAAGUGAUUGGGGAGCUUUGUUUGAGGAUGCUAGGAGACGUAAAACUAUAAUCGAAACAAAGCAAAAAUAUUUUAAAAGAGACGUCAAGCAGAUUCUUAAACCAGAACGAGAGCCGCUGGCCCGCAGUCUCUCCCAUCCCUCAAUCAUGAGACCAAGCACUGUGACCACACCUGUUAUACAUGCACCUGUGGAAACAGGCCCCGCCCCCAUGCCCCACCCCCAACGUGACACGCGCAUCAUGCCUAUACCUCUGGAAUGCACUAAUAACCCACGGAUGAAUGCCAGGCCCAGAGACCCACGGUGUGCAGAGCGGCGGCCAAUCAGAGAACAGAGACCAGACAGAGAUAGGUGGGACUUUCCCGGGUCACGCCGCACAACAAACAGAGCUAAUUCAUGUGACUCUUACUCUAGAAAUACUGGCCAGUCUUCCAGAUACUAUUCAAAACACCGCGGUUCUUCACCUUCAAGGCGACACAGGAGAUAAAUGAAUUAUCCCUGGUUUUAUUUGUCAUUAAAGAUUCACAGCAAUGUAUUAAGAGAUUUUUCCUCCUCAUGUCCUCUUCUCCAUGUUUUGAGAAUCCACUAUGCACAAGGGUCUUUGUUAAACUCUUCUUUCUCGGGCAGUGGCUUAACAAUUCGCUUGACAAAUUAGUUUGAUGGCAGUGCGUACUGCUUACCUAAUCUUGGACUCUUUCUAAUCAUCUUUUGCUGCAAAGUGACUAUUAAAGAUCUAUUUUAUGUUG